Dracunculus medinensis (Guinea worm) is the source of this 351-nucleotide messenger RNA. The record is from the annotation of a GenBank genome assembly. NCBI's taxonomy places the organism in Eukaryota, Metazoa, Nematoda, Chromadorea, Rhabditida, Dracunculidae.
AUGAUGGAAAGUGGAGAAGAUUGCAUAAAACUGCAGGCAACUGAUGGUCGAUUAGUAAAUUUGCCGAAAUCAUCCUUAGUGCUAUCGGAAACAAUAAAAGAAUUAAUAGAAAAUGUCUCUUAUGAUGGCAAUUUACCAAUUCCGUUAUAUAUAGUGGAUUAUGAAACGUUGGAAAGACUCGUUUCAUGGAUGAUUUGUUUUGAGAAAUCUAAAGGUGUCGACUUCCAAAAUGAUGAUGUAAAGGUUGAUGAAAUAAGAAAUUAUCUGAACUUACAUGAUGAUUUAAGUCUUGAAGAAAAAGAACAGAUAAAGCGUGAAUCUGAUUGGACCAGCAAAUAUUUAGUACGGUAA